Molecule: messenger RNA, 1086 nt
Organism: Enterobius vermicularis (human pinworm)
Lineage: Eukaryota; Metazoa; Nematoda; Chromadorea; Rhabditida; Oxyuridae
Source: the annotation of a GenBank genome assembly
AUGCUGCUGUUGUUGUCACUUUUAGUGGCUGUAACCACAGCUGCACCACCAAACUUCUCGUGUCGAGACCAAAACAACGAAGAAGUUGACUGGUUUAUAUUUUACAAAAUUGGCCGACUUAAGAAUCUUGCAAAUCAGAAUCCACAUUUGGUAAAUGGUACAGCUUUCCUGUAUAUGGAUGCUAACAAUAAGGAGUGGAGUUUCUCAUCUGUCGGUGCAGAAUCUGCGAAUCAAGCCAUCGGUUACACUCUAACGCAGUAUUACAAAAAUAUAGAUGACCCAGACGUAACAAGUGUAUUUUGGAAUGAUCAAUUGCCUGGAAAUAAAACUUGGUCACGUUUUCACGGUCAUAGUAAAGGUCUACUAGCGUUUGGUGAAAGUCAGGGAUUCUGGAUAACUCACAGUAUUCCAAGAUUUCCAUUUAGUGACAGAUAUGAGUAUCCAUCAAAUGGUCAUGCCUAUGGUCAAAUGGGUAUCUGUAUUUCGCUAGCUAUUACAGCUCUUCCAGACCUUGCUAAUCAGCUAUAUUAUAUUCGGCCGUACAUCUACGCAUCAUCAGUUCCGACAGCUGUUGCUGCAGACGUUCCACUGUUGGCAGAGGUGCUUGCUGGCCAGUACAAAACUACUUCACCGUUUGAAAGUCUUGUUUCUUUAAAAAGUCGGGGAGGCCAACAAUUUUACAGUUUUGCAAAGGCUGGAGGUUUUGGAAAAGAUCUGUACUUCGACUUGGUUGCUCCAACUUUAAAGGUUUCACUUAAAACAGAAACUUGGCAACACGGGUCUUCCUCAAAUCCAAAUUUGAACUCGUGGUGUAAGCUACCAAACAAAUAUUAUGUUUUCAAUGUUAAAGAAAUUUCGCUUCCAUUUGACAUUGAAUUCAGUAAUUAUCAUGAUCAUUCUAAAUUUGCUGUUUCAACUGAUGUUAAUGGCGGAAAAAAUGAUGCUUGGGUAUGUAUCGGUGACAUCAACAGACAGGAACAUCAGUUAGUCCGUGGCGGAUCAACGAUGUGCAUUAACGAUGCUAAAGUUUAUGAAGCAUUCUUUGCUGCUGUUGCCGAUUACUACGAGUGUGAAAAUGGUGAAUGA